CACCCCGGGCCCCCACGGCCGUUGGUCCGGGCGGGGGAGGGAGAAAGUGAGACUCAGUGUCAUCACCAUCCAUUGUCAGGAGGGGAGGAAAUUGGAAUCCAGCAGCGGCGAGCAGCAGCUGGGCGGUCACAUCUGGGAAUGCAAAGCCGACCUCCCCCUCCUCCUCCUCCUCCACCACCUCCUCUCUCACCCAGGAUCACUUCCGAAACCACUUCGCCUUCAGCCCCUGCCUCGGCCAGAGGGAUUGAUUUAAUGGGGAUGUGUUCAAGGCAAGAGCGAAUUCAGAAGGAUAUCGACGUCGUGAUCCAGAAGUCCAGAGCCGAGAAGGACUGCUCGUUUGCAGAUUUCAGAUAUUCAGACUCCACCUUUACUUUCACCUACGUUGGCGGCCCCAAAAGUGUAUCCUAUUCAGUCCAUGUAUCUGAAGAUUACCCAGAUAACACCUAUGUGUCAAGUUCAGAAAAUGAUGAAGAUGUAUUAGUUACUACAGAGCCAAUUCCAGUAAUUUUUCAUCGAAUAGCAACAGAAUUAAGAAAGACAAAUGACAUUAAUUGUUGCUUAUCCAUAAAAUCCAAAUUACAGAAGGAAAAUGGGGAGGAGUCAAGACAAAAUAGUACAGUGGAAGAAGAUUCUGAAGGUGAUAAUGACUCUGAAGAAUUCUAUUAUGGAGGACAGGUGAACUAUGACGGGGAACUGCACAAGCACCCACAGCUCGAAGCUGAUUUGUCAGCAGUGAGAGAGAUAUAUGGUCCACAUGCAGUUUCUCUAAGGGAAUAUGGAGCCAUCGAUGAUGUAGAUAUUGAUCUGCAUAUUGAUGUUAGCUUUCUUGAUGAGGAGAUUGCUGUGGCUUGGGAAGUGAUUCGAACAGAACCUAUAAUUGUCCGACUACACUGUUCACUCACACAGUAUUUAAAUGGUCCAGCUUCUGAAUGCUUUGUUGCCAACACCAAUGGCAAUUGUAGUAAUCCUUCUUGGUGCCAGCACAGCAGUAAGCGCAAGCACCGGUGUGAGCGUGGAACUCUCCUGGUGGUGGUUCUCUAUUCUGAGGAGAUUACCUUGGAACUGAUAACGAACUUACUUUUGCUUGACAGAAUCAUGCAGACAUUUGUUACACAGCAGUGGAAACAGAGCAAAGAAAAAUCCAAUUGCCUGCACAAUAAGAAGCUGUCAGAGAAGAAAGUGAAGUCUCCCCUGCAUUUAUUUUCUACCUUGCGCAGGUCGCCAAGUUAUCCUCCCCCUGGUUGUGGCAAAAGCAAAUCCAAACUGAAAUCUGAGCAAGAUGGAAUCUCCAAAACGCAUAAGCUGCUGCGGAGGACUUGUUCCAGCACUGUCAAGACUGAUGAUGUGUGCGCCACUAAGUCGCACAGGACCUUUGGUCGCUCUCUGUCCAGCGACCCCAGGGCUGAGCAGGCAGUGACGACAAUUAAGUCGCACAAACUCUUGACCCGUUCCUGCCCUCCAGCUGUCAAGCAAGAGGACUGCCUCACCCUCAAGUCUCAUAAACUAUUGACUCGAUCUUGUUCUGGAGAUCCACGCUGUGAGCACAACACCAACUUGAAGCCCCAUAAACUGUUAAGCAGGUCUUACUCCAGUAAUCUCAGAAUGGAAGAAUUAUAUGGCCUGAAAAAUCACAAGUUGCUCAGCAAGGCUUACUCCAGUGCCCCCAAGUCAUCCAAAACUGAGCUUUUCAAGGAACCUAACUCAGAGGGCAGGAGGCUCUCUCUUACCUCAGGGCUUAUUGGUAUCUUAACACCAUCUUCAUCUUCAUCAUCCCAGCCUGCUCCAAAUGGUGCCAAAUGCAUUCCAAUACGAGACCGUGGCUUCCUAGUGCAGACAAUUGAGUUUGCUGAACAGCGGAUCCCCGUAUUGAAUGAAUACUGUGUGGUUUGUGAUGAGCCACACGUGUUUCAGAACGGCCCCAUGCUUAGGCCUACUGUGUGUGAACGAGAGCUGUGUGUAUUUGCUUUUCAAACCCUGGGAGUAAUGAACGAAGCUGCUGAUGAAAUAGCAACCGGAGCUCAGGUGGUAGAUCUACUAGUAUCCAUGUGUAGGUCUGCGUUGGAAUCUCCUAGAAAAGUUGUCAUUUUCGAGCCAUAUCCUUCUGUGGUAGAUCCCAACGAUCCUCAGAUGCUGGCCUUCAACCCCAGGAAGAAGAACUAUGAUCGAGUAAUGAAAGCACUGGAUAGCAUAACUUCUAUUAGAGAAAUGACACAAGCACCAUAUCUGGAAAUCAAGAAGCAGAUGGAUAAACAAGACCCCCUUGCUCAUCCCCUACUGCAAUGGGUUAUUUCAAGUAAUAGAUCACAUAUUGUGAAACUGCCAGUUAACAGGCAAUUGAAGUUUAUGCAUACUCCGCAUCAGUUCCUUCUUCUCAGCAGUCCACCAGCCAAAGAAUCCAAUUUUAGAGCUGCUAAAAAACUCUUCGGAAGCACCUUUGCAUUUCAUGGCUCACACAUUGAAAACUGGCACUCCAUCCUGAGGAAUGGUCUGGUUGUUGCUUCUAAUACAAGACUGCAGCUCCACGGUGCAAUGUAUGGAAGUGGGAUCUAUCUUAGUCCAAUGUCAAGUAUAUCAUUUGGUUACUCAGGGAUGAACAAGAAGCAGAAAGUGUCAGCCAAGGAUGAACCAGCUUCAAGCAGUAAAAGCAGCAGUGCAUCACAGUCACAGAAAAAAGGACAGCAAUCCCAGUUCCUACAAAGCCGUAACUUAAAAUGCAUUGCCUUAUGUGAAGUGAUCACCUCACCUGACCUGCACAAACAUGGAGAGAUAUGGGUCGUCCCAAAUACUGAUCAUGUCUGCACUCGAUUCUUUUUUGUCUAUGAAGAUGGCCAAGUGGGAGAUGCAAAUAUUAACACACAGGAAGGAGGCAUUCACAAAGAGAUCCUUCGAGUAAUUGGUAAUCAGACUGCUACUGGUUAAAGGACCACCAUUUAAUUAACAUGAUUUGAAAGCCUUCCUCGGGUUCAAAGCUGGAUUUUGAACUGAAGAAGAUGAUAAAAUAAUUUAUUGUUAUUAUAAACAAAAUUAACCCUUUGAAUACUGAUUUUUUUCUUAGUAUUUCUAAGUAUCUCAUUAAAUACCUAAAAUGGUAUAAAAUUUAUCAAUUGUAGGGUUAUGGAAUCUAGUAAUAAAAUUACAGCAGCACUUAAACUGAAGUUUGGGUUGCUCACAUAAUAAACAGAUUGAAAAAACA
Molecule: messenger RNA, 3193 nt
Organism: Pteropus alecto (black flying fox)
Lineage: Eukaryota; Metazoa; Chordata; Mammalia; Chiroptera; Pteropodidae
Gene: PARP8
Product: poly(ADP-ribose) polymerase family member 8
Exons: 28
Coding region: 139-2919 (926 amino acids)
Biological process (GO): endoplasmic reticulum unfolded protein response
Cellular component (GO): endoplasmic reticulum tubular network; membrane; intracellular anatomical structure
Molecular function (GO): NAD+ poly-ADP-ribosyltransferase activity; kinase binding; protein serine/threonine kinase activator activity
Source: RefSeq, a predicted model, not a curated record